Molecule: messenger RNA, 4249 nt
Organism: Mollisia scopiformis
Lineage: Eukaryota; Fungi; Ascomycota; Leotiomycetes; Helotiales; Mollisiaceae
Product: HECT-domain-containing protein
Exons: 3
Coding region: 371-4045 (1224 amino acids)
Molecular function (GO): ubiquitin-protein transferase activity
Source: RefSeq, a predicted model, not a curated record
UAUUCCAACAAUGAAAUCACCCCUCUUGGCUAGCCGCUUCGAUGAAACUGGGUACAACUCAGAGCGCAUUAUGCACCGAAUGGGUGACAUCGCUCUUCGAGGACGUACCCUGAAGUAAAUAUAGAAGUUGUUCCUCUGCGUGUCUAGGCUAUGGGCAGAGGUGUGUUCACAAUCGUACCUUCCUCAACGAGUUCACUCCUUUUCCAGGAAACGACUCAUUACUUUCACCUCGCAGACACUCAAGCUGUGGCAGAUCACUACCAAGCCCGAAACCCUCAAUACGAGAUCGCCACUUCAGGAACCGACUCAAUGACCCGUCUAUUCCAUACUUGCUACUUGGAAAGAGUAGACUUCGGACGAAAACUGAGCAAUGCCUCCUUGGUCGAGCCGGUUAUUACCUGGCAGCUCCCGCAAUGAACUAGGUCCCAAUCCCGUCAACAGCAAUGCGACUUCUCCUGGGCGCUCUAGGUUGACAGAGACCGAGAUCCUCGAUAAUGCGUUCGGCAUCCCAAGUCUGCCUCCUCCUCCGCAUGCCAGCUUCGGCGCAUCGAAUACUUCGAGACCUACCCGAACACCCAGCCAUGGACGUUCCAUGAGCCAUCCUUUCCCGUCUCUGUUCUCAGGAAAGAAGAAGCGUCAAGGCGAAUCUGCAGGAGCAAUAGAGUUCGAGUCUGGGGACGAUGAUACAGUUCCGCCCAGCACGGCUCGAGACCAUGUGCAGAGUCCUAUGGCUAAGAAGGUGGCAGACAAGGACUUGAUGACAGGAAAGUGUAUGACAUGCGACUCUAUGGUACGAUGGCCGAAGGAUUUGAAGGUCUUUCGAUGCACAGUAUGCUUGACGAUCAAUGAUUUAGUUCCUGUUAUUCUGGAGGCGAGACGCGGGGAUGGUCACAGAGCGCCUAUUCCAUUAAAGUCUCUCGUUCGUCCUGGCCCUGGAGUAACUCACAGAGUUGCUCCUUUGUCUGUUGAGCGGACUCGACAAAUCAUUGACCAGUGUAUAACUACAUAUCUAUUGGAGCAUUUGAAGCAUGAUGAUGGAUCAGCUUCGAGUCCACCUGGAUCACCUACCGGAGUCAGGUCAAGUUCUGAGAGAUGGAGAAAACCAUCUGAAGAUCGCCUGAGCGAAGAGGUCCAAACCCGAGGACCAUCAAGAACUCGAGCAAUACAUCUUUCUGAACGGGCAUCGAACGACGCUGACGACUCAGAGGAGCCGGACAACAGCUUGGUUCAUGACAUGAGUCGAGCACAUCUAACCUCAUACUCCAAGUCUUCUCCUGGAAGUUUUUUCGCGGAACACAUGGAGCAAAGAGAUAGACGACAGCGCUCUAGCCCAUCUAUAGAUGCGACAAGAGAAACCCCUAAUAGACGGGAAUAUGUGAAUGGGGCUGAAGCUCGUCAUCCACGCCAAGCACGUCCUCCGAGAAACAUUCUCAAACCUCUAGAAGACUACAUAGUCGCUUGCUUCGGCUCUUUCGAAUGUAUCAACACAUCUUUCAGCACCGUGAGGCCAAAUAUGGCACCAAGAGCAGCCAGCGAGGGCAAUAGACGUGCCAGCCCACGUGCUCCUAUUGAACGCCAAGCUCGUAAGGAUGUUCAGAUGUCUGAAAUGGAUGCUAAGACUCUUUUGCUGGGAGACUUUGCAGAAAAUGGUUCCUGGUGGACAGGUGAACGCUCCAAUGUUCGAAGUCCUGAAAGAUCAAGGACAUAUCGUGCUUUUGGCAAUGACAAUGCUGAGCUUGUGACCGUCAAAUCUCCUCGAAUCGAUUGGACAGAGGCCAAUGACUGGUAUGCAACUGUAGUCAACGCUGGGAAAGCGUGGCGAGACAUAUUGAAUGGUCUGCUUUUCUCAGACACCGAUAAUCUACAAUUGCGAAAGCCUUCUGGAGGAGACAUAUCUGAGAUCGAAGACCAGAUCAUGGAGUCGCAGAUCCAUACACAGAGAGUGUUGUUAAAAGUUACUGAGAGUCUCCUCAAAAGGCCUGGCCGUCCUUUGACCGAACCAGCCGAUAUUCGUUUUCUACUGAUAAUUCUUGCGAAUCCGUUGCUGUACCCGACCCAGACGCCCUCGAUUGCCAAAGAGCGAAGCAGAUCACGGUCUCGAUCACAGGACAGACGGGCUCCCGAAAUGGUGGAUAGUCUGAAUGGACAGAAGCAGAAGAUGCAGUUGCAGUCUCCAAGCACUCUGAACGUGAGCAAGGGCAAUGCAGGACAACACUCAGGGAUCAUCAAAAGAAUCUUAGGACUUUUGUCCAAUGUCUCCAACGAGUGUCACCACCAUAUUGUUUCCUGGUUUGCGAGGUAUUCGGACACACAAUUCCAGAAAACCACGGAUCUGAUUGGAAGUUUUGUCACAUACAGGCUUACAAGACAGCAUGGGAAACGGCGAGAAGUCGAGACAGACCCAACGGCUGGUCUGGUCCCCAGCAUCAGUGGCCCAGGACGAACCACUUCCGCGGCUCUACACGCUGCCCUUGGUACUUCUUCGCAGCCAGCUAAAAAGGUCGACAAAAAGCCUAAGCCGGUGGUUUACAAUGACGACUGGCAAAUCAAAGCCGCUGCAAGAGUAAUGGCUCUGCUCUUCUCGGCGAACAACAGUGGCAUGUCUAGAAGGGGGGACACAAGACUCCGCCCUACGGAUUUCGGUCACAGUGCCGGCCUUGCAGCUCGUCAAAGAGCACAUAAUCAUGGGCAAAUUAUACCAACGAGCGAUUUUUACAAUACUCUGCUUGACUAUUCGGAUCUGAUUGCAGACUUUGAAGCAUGGGAGUCGAGAAGAGGCAAAUUUGCUUUUUGCCAGUAUCCAUUCUUCCUAAGCAUUUGGGCGAAGAUCCAAAUAAUGGAGCAUGAUGCCCGUCGUCAGAUGGAGGUCAAAGCGAGAGAAGCAUUUUUUGACAGCAUCAUGACUCGCAAAAGUGUCAAUCAAUAUCUCGUUUUGAAAAUUCGGAGAGAGUGUCUAGUCGAGGAUAGUCUAAGAAGUGUCAGUGAAGUUAUAGGAAGUGGUGGCGAGGAGAUUAAGAAAGGAUUGCGCAUAGAGUUCAAAGGAGAAGAAGGCAUUGAUGCCGGCGGUCUUCGAAAAGAAUGGUUCUUGCUCCUCGUCCGGGACGUCUUCAAUCCUGAACAUGGAAUGUUCACAUAUGAUGAAGACUCUGGAUUCUGUUACUUCAAUCCGAACAGCUUCGAGACCACAGAUCAAUACUUCCUUGUCGGUAUUGUACUUGGACUGGCAAUCUACAAUUCAACGAUCUUGGACGUGGCUCUUCCUCCUUUCGCUUUCCGAAAGCUUCUUGCUGCAGGUCCUCCCGCUGCUCCAGGAGCGACAUCUCAUGCCAAACCAUCGAUGACAUAUUCUUUGGAUGAUUUGGCCGAGUUCAGGCCUGCUCUAGCCAACGGCCUACGUAAACUCCUUGAAUUCGAUGGGGACGUGGAAAAUACUUUUUGUAGGGACUUUGUAGCAGACAUCGAACGGUAUGGACAAACCACACAAUUCCCACUCUGUCCAGAUGGAGAAAAGCGAGCAGUCACGAAUGCCAACAGACGAGAAUUCGUGGACCUCUACGUGCGCUACCUCUUGGAUACUGCGGUGACCCGACAGUUUGAGCCCUUCAAAAGAGGAUUCUUUACUGUGUGUGGUGGGAAUGCCUUGUCUCUUUUCAGGCCUGAAGAGAUCGAGCUCCUCAUUAGAGGCUCAGAUGAGCCUCUUGAUAUUGCCUCGCUUCGAGCGGUAUCUGUAUGCGAGAACUGGGGUGUUCCUAAUCCGGCAGAGACUGAGCCAGUCAUUCGAUGGUUCUGGCAGUCCUUCCAAGCUGCCAAGCCGGGCGAUCAGAGGAAGUUGUUGACCUUCAUCACUGGCAGUGAUCGGAUCCCUGCCAUGGGAGCUACGAAUUUGGUAAUCAAGUUGUCGUGUCUAGGAGACGAUGGACCUCGAUUUCCAGUAGCACGUACAUGUUUCAAUAUGUUGUCUUUGUGGCGCUACGGAUCGAAACAAAAGCUGGAAAGCAUGCUUUGGCGCGCGGUGUAUGAGAGUGAAGGAUUUGGAUUAAAGUGAUGAAUACCCUUGGCGGCGUUCUUCUAGCGAGUUCCUGGGACUUAGCAUUGCAUGGCGGUUAGCUUAUCACAGCAUUUGGGACGGUUAGGCAUGGUGUUAGAAAUCAUCUGCUGAAAAGAGAUGACAGCGUAAUGUCCAUAGAGAGUAAUGGCAUAGUUUCAUGCCGCCAAAUAUGAGCCUUGCCGCUAUUGUGAACACAAUUCG